AUAUGGCUUCUCAUUUCUUAUCAGCUGUUCAACAAAAAAAUUUGCCAUCCAACUGCACAAAGAAAAACAUCGACUACCCCCAAUUUUUAUUGUUUAUUUAUCGACAAAAACGAAACAAAAAUAUGGAAAAAAUUGGAAAUCAAAUUGGCUACUUGAUCCUCAAGGACGAUGGUGCAGUUUUAGAAUCUGGUGGUGAAUUAGAAAACGAUGAACGCAGUGCUAGCAUUUUUAUGGGCAUUUUACAAAUGUCAGAAACAAUCGAUGAAAACUUCAUGCCAAAAAGCAGUUGUGAAAAGAUCUCAAUCAUUUACGAAGAUCACAGCUACACAAUGUGCAUGUCGAAUAGAAAAAUCUAUGUUAUCAAACAAAAGCACACAACAUCGAGCAGUGGAUUCUCGGAUUUGAGCAGCGAGGUGGGCAACUCGAUAAUUGCUUGAGAUUCAUUUGGGUCGAAUGGAGGUGAAACGAGAAGGAAAAGGGAAAAACGCAUCAAUUGGCGAACACCAUUUAUUCUUAUAAUAAUUAUGUUUAUUUGUCAAAAAAUACAUCAUUUGUAAUUUCUUGGUCAAAGAUCUUCUUGGCUUCGUUCGUUAUAUCUAAUAAAGUGGCUCUGUUGUUUGAGAUUAUUACAUAAAACUGA
Episyrphus balteatus (marmalade hoverfly) is the source of this 640-nucleotide messenger RNA. RefSeq names its product ragulator complex protein LAMTOR4 homolog (gene Lamtor4). The record is from RefSeq and is a predicted model, not a curated record. Gene Ontology annotation, biological process: cellular response to amino acid stimulus; positive regulation of TOR signaling. Lineage: Eukaryota; Metazoa; Arthropoda; Insecta; Diptera; Syrphidae. Gene Ontology annotation, cellular component: Ragulator complex; lysosome. The transcript is spliced from 2 exons. Gene Ontology annotation, molecular function: guanyl-nucleotide exchange factor activity. Bases 3 to 437 code for a protein of 144 amino acids.